AUGUUAUCACUUCGACAACAUCGACUUCAAGCGGGUUUGAUAUCUCGAUCAUUAGUCAGAUCAAGGUUAUUAAUCUCAUCGAGAUUUAACUCGAGUAAAAGUGACAGCAACCAAUCACCACCAGAGGAUGAUAAAUCUAAAGAAAUUUCUAAAAAGAACGAUGCCGAAUCAGUCCAAUCAUUUAAAUUCAAACAAACUACAUCAAAAUCAGCACCUGCACCAUUAGAAAACACAGGUAUUGAACAACUUAUGAAAAAAGAUAAUAAACCAUAUAUUCCAAAACUUAAAUAUCAACGACUUAGUCAUGAAUUUUCCGAAUUACCAAAUUCUGAUAAAUAUACAAAUAUGAUUAAAAAACCCAAAACAAUAACUAGAUGGACAAGAUAUAUUCCAAAAUUAUUAACUGGUAUUGUUUUGAUUUGGUGUGGAUAUACUUAUUAUGUAUGGAUGAAUGAUGUUGAAGAAGGUGAAGAAAGUACAGAAUUAUUAAAUCCUGAUGAAUUUCAUAAAUUUAUAAUUACUCAUAAAGAAAAAAUUGAUAAUGAUCAUUAUUUAAUUGAAUUAGUACCAAAAUAUCAUCAUUGGCAAUAUAGUUUUAUGAAUAAUCCAGAUAUUAAAUCAUUAUGGAAUGGUAGUGAAAAAUUAUGGUCAGUUGAAAUAAAACAACCUGAUAUUAAUGUAGUUAGAAGUUAUACUCCAUUACCUUUAUAUUUCAUGAAGAGUGAAUAUACCAAAAAUAAUUUGAAAAAACCAUUAUUAAAAAUAAUUCAUCCAGAAACUGAAGAUUAUGAUAAAGAAGGUACUAUGUGUAUUUAUGUUAAAAGGUAUGAAAAUGGUGAAGUUUCAAGAUAUAUAACUGAUAAAAAAAUUGGAGAUGAAUUAGAAUUAAGAGGUCCAAAAAUUGAAUUUAAAUUACCUUAUCAUCCAUUAAAAAAUUUACAUAAACGUCCAAUAUUUAGAGAUUUACCUUCAAAAAUUGAACCUGAUAAUAUGAUUGAAACAAUUAAAAGAAUAAAUAAUUUACCUGAUGUUGAUAAUCUUGUAUUUUAUGCAGCAGGCACUGGUAUUGCACCAAUUUUACAACUUUUAUUAUCUAGAAACCCAUAUUUAGGUCAUGUUGAUAUUCAUUAUUCAGCAAGAUCAAAAGGAGAAUUAGGUGAAGGAUUACAAAGAUUUUUAUUCUUUUUGGAUAAAUUAGAUAGAAUUAAUAUUACUUAUCAUUUUGAUGAUGAAUCAAAAUCAAUCUUAUCUUUAAAAGAUAUUACCUCACCAUCUAAGCCAAAUUAUAUAACUCCUUUGGCGCUUGAAAAGAAAUCAAAAUAUUUAAAUGAUGAAGAGAUUAAAGAAUUACAAGAAAAAUUACAACAACAAAAGAAUGAUAAUAUGAAAUGGGAUAUUCCUGAUAAAUUAAUUCAAUCUGCUGAAGAUAGAGGUGAAUAUUUUGAAACUGCUUUAGACCAAGCUAUCAAGACUUCUAAGAUUCCAAAGAAACCAGCAAGUUUGGCAAUUGUUUGUGGUCCUGAAGGUUAUAUAGAUUAUGUUGCUGGUCCAAAAGAUUUGGUUAGAAAUGAACAAGGUAAAAUAGGUGGAUUGUUAGGUGAAAAGAAUUGGGAUAAUUCAAAUGUAUAUAAAUUAUAG
Molecule: messenger RNA, 1638 nt
Organism: Candida tropicalis MYA-3404
Lineage: Eukaryota; Fungi; Ascomycota; Pichiomycetes; Serinales; Debaryomycetaceae
Product: oxidoreductase
Exons: 1
Coding region: 1-1638 (545 amino acids)
Molecular function (GO): oxidoreductase activity
Source: RefSeq, a predicted model, not a curated record